Messenger RNA from Closterium sp. NIES-67, 1242 nucleotides. The record is from the annotation of a GenBank genome assembly. NCBI's taxonomy places the organism in Eukaryota, Viridiplantae, Streptophyta, Zygnematophyceae, Desmidiales, Closteriaceae.
AAGUAUCUCUCCGCCUCCGCCAUAACCCAGGCUUGAGGCUUUCUGUUCCAACAAAUCUCCUUCAGGGACCUUCGAAAUUGAUUCCCUGCGGCUCUGGUCUGCUGAUCCUGCUGCUCUAUCUUCCUCUGCACACAUGAACAAUUCUCUGCUGUUCUUCUGGCGUCCAGAGACGAUAGCUGCAAUUCUGUGAUUUCGUGAUCUCUCUCGUGAAACGACGUCCCCGUGUGCCUAGUUUACGUAUAAAACGAUCCUAGUCCUGCAGCACUCCUGGUUGGUUGCGAGCUCCAAAACGCAACGUUCUCUGACCCUUCGAUCAGCCUCCCCUAUUCUCCUCUUGAGGCGUUAGAUCCUUCUGUUACUGCAAAGCUUCUAAGUUUUCUCACAUCAAUACCAUCAUGGUCCGCCAUCCAGUGGUGAUUUGGGCGCAGCGGUCAGACAACGCCUUCAUAACAGUCGAGCUGCCGGACGCCAAAGACAUCACGACGAACCUAGACCCGGAGGGGAAGCUAUCCUACUCCGCUAAAGCAGGAUCCGAUGAUCAAGAAUUCGCCGUCGAUCUGGAGCUAUUCGAUAAAAUCAACGCCGAGGAGAGCAAGGUGGUGAGCACUUCGCGGCACACGAUAUUCAUGCUGGUUAAGGCCGAGAAAAAGUGGUGGCCGCGGCUCAUCAAGGCGGGGGGACGAGCUCCGCCGUUCCUCAAGGUCGACUGGAACAAGUGGGUGGACGAAGACGAGGAGUCGAGCGCUGGCCAAUUCGACCCUGACUUCAUGAAACAAUUCCAGGGUGCUGGUGGUUUUGGCGGUGCUGGUGGCUUUGGUGGUGCUGGUGGCUUUGGUGGUGCUGGUGGUUUUGGCGCUGGUGGUUUCGGAGGUGCUGAUUUCGGUGGGGCUGACUUUGGUGGUGCUGAUUUCGGCGGUGCGGAUCUGGGUGGUGAUGAUGACGAGGAAGGGGAGGAUGAAGAGUUGGGAGACCUUGAGAAGUGACCCAAGUCACAAUGACGUACCGUAUGUUGCUGCAGUCAUUAUGGACCCAGCACCCAUCCCAUCCCUCAAAUGAAGCUUUGCUGCUUAGAAGCAUAACCACAGGACAACUGGUAGGUGACAUUCAGCUGAAUGUCAGAUCAGAUGCAAUAGGCACUGGAUUAGGGAAAUUGUCCAAUUUGCUGUUGACAGUGCACGGGUUGGGCAUUGAAGCGAGGAUCUCAAGAAGCAGAAAACCAAAUCCAAAGGUUAUGGUUUUGGG